AUGACGUCCGUAUCCUCCAGAGGGACGCCUCACUCGCCCCUCGACUUCGAGACCGCCGCCGACACGGACGACACAUGGCAACACCUCGACAUGAAUUCAUACGCGUCCUCGGUUGGCAUCGUCCACAGCCCGGCCAGCGGUAGCCUCAAUGGUUACGCCGUCGUCGGCCAUUUCGCCGGCUCGGACCAUGCGGGCCUGUCUCCGCUAAACCUCGAUCAACUUGACCAAGCCGCCUACUCCGCCCCGGGAUUCCCUGAUCAGACGGAGGCCUUCGCUCCCGCUCAAUCGGCGGAUGGCCAAUUUGUUGCCGGCGGGCAGAAUCCCGACAUUCUGACGCCUCAACAGUAUCUCUUUUCACAGCAGGAUCUGAAUGAGAUGACAUCGUCCAUCAUCAACUCACUUCAGAGCAACACUGCACCUCUUACAGGCUUGGAGACGUUCAGUCAACAGCAAGAUAUUGAUCUCGAGCUGGACUUUUCACAGUCCUUUCAGCCCAAUGCCAAUCCGGCCCCUUGGAACCCUGCCAAUCUUAAAGUCGACAAUGGCAGCUCCGUGUUCGUCACGGAUGACCUCUCGUCAUCACAGGGCUCUGCCUUUGCCAGCCCAAAUCAUUCAAGCCCGACCUCGCCUGACAUCAAGCCAGAAGGUGACAAGUCUUCGUCAUCGAGCCCGAUCCGCAAAGUUAUAACCGGCAAGGUCGAGAAGAAGAAGGCAUCGGAGCCGUCUAGCAAGUUUGUCAUCAUGACGCCCAAUUCCAUCACCGCACGCGCCGGGCAGGCGAACCUCUAUGACUGUUUCGACACCAUGCGAACAAACCCCCGCGGUCGCAAGGGACCUCUCGCCGAUGCCACAAAGCAGAACGCUCUUCAGGUCCGUCGCCUUGGGGCCUGCUUCUGUUGUCACAGCCGCAAGGUCAAGUGCGACAAGGAGAGGCCUUGCAAGAACUGCAAGAAGCUCGCGGCCCAGGUGCCGCAGGUCAUUUGUUGGCAGUUCUCUGACUUUCUGACCGUGUUGUUCCCCGAGUUUACGCGAGCGCACUUUCGCAAGGAUCAGAUGUCAAAGUUCAUGAAGGAGAACGUCCAGCUCGAUGGAAUGGAGGAGCUUGCACCAAGGGAGGUUGAGCUCUUCUCCGGCCUUACGCCGACGCUCAAAGUCCGGGCCAAGUUCUUCACACCCAUCACCGACGACGUCCAACAGCACUACCAUCUACAUGUGGGCAAGGACAGGGUUGACCUGCAGGCAAGAGGAACUGCGCCGAUGGUAUUGGAACUAGAUUCUGCCGCUCAGAGAGACGCAUUGAGGAAGAAGGCCAAGGAGUACAUUGCUGCCAUUUCUUCUGAGCCUGGGUACGCACAGCGGGUGACCGAAUCGAUUCGACAUACCGAUCUGCCAAAGAAGAUUUUGGACGUGGUGCAAAACUAUGCCAGCAAGUCUGAGUCAUCAAUCGUCAAGAAGGCUCUCGCGAUAUAUAGCGCCCACUUCAUCAUGACGCGACACCUCUGCAUCACCAGGCCAAGCGUCAUGAGCCUCCAAGACUCCGGCCUUGUACCACAGGCGGUGCCAUGGGUUACGCCUCGCGUCGUGAACAGACAGAUCAAGGCCGUUAUUGACGAUCUGCUGCUGCGCGACAUGCAACAACUCUUCGAAAACUUCUCCAAAUCCCUCAAGCCCAAAUCACGACGAGAGUGGGCGCCAUGCACCGCUGCUUUCCUGGUUCUCUGCUUGUUCAUGGAGUCUGUUGAGACGGCUGCCGACACCUUCGUGGUUGCGCUCAACGAGAUCAGUCUGCGCAACCACACGACGCCAGAAUACAAGCGAGAGGACGCUCUCAAUAUCAACAAGGAAGUCGAGAACAUGCCGUUCAAGCAGUUUGCAUACCAGUUCCAUCAAAUCUACCAGACGCACAGCCGGGAUACGUCGACAAAACCAUUCAAUCCGUUGGUGGACGAUUCAUGGCUUCAGCAGGGCGAAAUGGACGCACCUGCGAUGGAGAUGGUCAUGCGUCUCAGGGAAUUCUUCUCGGGCGAAAAUUACAUCGAACUCGACUUUUUGACAAUGGACCCGAUCCUACCCAACGGCAACGGCGAGGCGCACCCCUUCCCCCGUGACGUGUCUGUGAACUACACCGGCCGCAUGGUAGCCAAGUUCCUCUUGUCGUUCUUGGACGAGAAGUACAUCUUUGGCGAGGGCACUUUCUGA
This is a messenger RNA of Colletotrichum gloeosporioides, 2199 nucleotides long. RefSeq lists its product as uncharacterized. The record is from RefSeq and is a predicted model, not a curated record. The coding region runs from base 1 to 2199 and encodes 732 amino acids. Lineage: Eukaryota; Fungi; Ascomycota; Sordariomycetes; Glomerellales; Glomerellaceae. Gene Ontology annotation, molecular function: DNA-binding transcription factor activity, RNA polymerase II-specific; zinc ion binding. Gene Ontology annotation, biological process: regulation of DNA-templated transcription. The transcript is spliced from 4 exons.